ACUGUUGUUUUAUGAUCUCAGAGAAAUAAAGGGAUGUUUUUGUGUAGAAAACUGAACAGGAGCAGGUAACGUUCAGGUUGGGGCUCUUUAGUGAGAAUCAGUGAAGAAGUGGUUUCCUGGAUGACUUCAUCAGUCUUUCUUUGAGUGUUUAAUGAAACAGAAAAUAUCUUCUCCAGGUGAAGACUCGGCUUCACAGAUCCCACCUGGACAGAAAUGUUGGCGUCAGGUUAGAGGAGACUCAGCUUCAGGUCUGUCUCAUCGUCAGUAUCAGUAAAACCUCUUUCUUCCUCCUCACCAGUUUGGACAAAGUCCUUCAGGGAAAGUUGUUACAUUGAUUUCAUGACUUAGUCGUGUUCUAAUAAAGUUUCUGUCUACAGAUUCAAAGAUGGUGGGUGUUUGUGGUUCAUGUCUCUGAAUGACUGAAGUCCAGAAGAUGGAUGAUUGUGUGGAGGAAGAGGAGGAGAGACCAGAGUCUCCAGGAUCCAUCAGUCCGUCUAUGAGGAGUGACUGGUCCAAAGAUUAUCCUCCAGACUUCAGUAAAGAACCUGGACCCUCAGACACAGAAGGUCGGUACCGCAGUCGGAGACCAGAGUCUCCAGGAUCCAUCAGUCCGUCUAUGAAGAGUGACCGGUCCAAAGAUUGGAAUCCAGACUUCAGUAAAGAACCUGGACCCUCAGACACAGAAGGGAGGAAGAGGAGAGGAGUUGGUGUGGAGGAGCAGCCGUCCAGUCAGAGCAGAACUGUACCAGCAGAUGCCGGUCUGCAGGAGGUCCUAGAUGAACACAAGACCAGUCUGAGGAGCAGAUGUGAACAUGUGACUGAAGGAACUGAUGAACCAGGAAGUAGAACCCCCCUCAACAGGAUCUACACGGAGCUCUUCAUCACAGAGGGACUGAGUGAAGAGGUUGAUACCCAACAUGAGGUGAGGCAGCUGGAGACAGCUCCCAGGAUGAAGAGCCUCCAUGACGCUCCAAUCAGGUGCCAGGACAUCUUUAAAGCCUUACCUGACCAACAUGGAGCCAUCAGAGUGGUUCUGACCAACGGCGUCGCUGGCGCUGGGAAAACCUUCUCGGUUCAGAAGUUCUCUCUGGACUGGGCCGAGGGCUGGGAGAACCAAGACGUCACCGUGGUGAUUCUGCUCUCGUUCAGGGAGCUGCACCUGAUCGGAGAGGAGCAGCUCAGUCUUCUCAGGCUGAUCCAGGUUUUCCAUCCAUCGUUCCAGAAGCUCACAGCAGAGCAGCUGGCUGCCGGGAAACCGUUGUUCAUCUUUGACGGCCUGGAUGAAAGCAGACGUUCCCUGGAUUUCAACAACGGUCCGGUGGUGUCUGACGUCACACAGAGCUCAUCGGUCAACGUGCUGCUGACCAACCUCAUCCAGGGGAACCUGCUUCCCUCAGCUCUCAUCUGGAUCACUUCCAGACCUGCAGCAGCCAAUCAGAUCCCUCACAAACACGUGGACAGGCUGACAGAAGUACGAGGCUUCACCGACGGCCAGAAGGAGGAAUACUUCAGGAGGAGGUUCAGGGAUGAAGAGCGGUCCAGCAGCAUCGUCUCCCACAUGAAGACAUCCAGAACCCUCCACAUCAUGUGUCAACUCCCGGUCUUCUGCUGGAUCACUGCUACAGUUCUGGACCACAUGUUGACCACAGAGCAGAGAGGAGAGCUGCCCAAGACCCUGACUGACAUGUUCUCCCACUUCCUGCUGGUCCAGACCAAGAGGAAGAAGAACAAGUACCAGGAGGGACAUGAGACGAGUCCACAGGAGCUGACGGAGGCCGACAGGGACCUUCUCCUGAAGCUGGGGAGGCUGGCGUUUCAACAUCUGGAGAAAGGAAACAUCAUGUUCUACCAAGAAGACCUGGAGCAGUGUGGUCUGGAUGUCCCAGAGGCCUCGGUGUACUCAGGAGUUUGUACCCAGAUCUUCAGGAGAGAGUGUGAGGUCUUCCAGAAACCCGUCUACUGCUUUGUUCAUCUGAGCAUCCAGGAGUUCCUGGCUGCAGUCUACGUGCUCCACUGUUGGUCCACCAGGAACAUGGAUGUGCUGAAGAACUUCCUGGGAGAAGACUACAGUUACUCAUCUCUGGAUGACUUCCUGAAGAGAGUCAUGGAGAAAUCCCUGGACAGUAAAAAUGGCCACCUGGACCUGUUUGUCCGCUUCCUUCAUGGUCUUUCUGUGGAGUCCAACCAGAGACUGUUAGGAGUUCUGCUGAACCAGACGGAGAACGAUCCAGAAACCAUCAAGAGAGUCAUCAACUACCUGAAGGUGAUGAGCACUGAUGAAAUCUCUCCUGACAGAAACAUCAACAUGUUCCAGUGUCUGGUGGAGAUGAACAACCUCUCAGCUCAUAAGCAGAUCCAAGAGUUCCUGAAGUCAGAGAACAGAUCAGGGCAGGUACUCUCUCAGAUGAAGUGUUCAGCUGUGGCCUACAUGCUGCAGAUGUCGGAGGAGGUUCUGGAUGAGUUGGACAUGAGCAAGUACAAGACACCAUGGAGGGGUGGAUGGAGACUGAUUCCAGCUGUGAGGAACUGCAGAAAGGCUCGAUUUGUUGGUUGUUGGCUCUCAAAGACUCACUGUGAAGUUGUUGCGUCCGCUCUGAAGUCCAACCCCUCCCAUCUGACAGAACUGGACCUGAGUCAGAACCCCCUGGAGGAUUCAGGAGUGAAGGUUCUGUCUGGUGGACUGGAGAGUCCAAACUGUAGACUGGAGACUCUGAGGUUGGAGGGCUGCAUGUUGUCAGAGAUCAGCUGUUCUUCUCUGGUCUCAGCUCUGAAGUCCAACCCCUCCCUCCUGAAACAUCUGAAACAUCUGGACCUGAGCUGGAACCACCUGCAGGAUUCAGGAGUGAAACAUCUGUGUGGUUUCCUGGAGAGUCCAGACUGCAGACUGGAGACUCUGGGCUUGCAGUGCUGUGAUCUGUCAGGGAUCAGCUGUUCUUCUCUGGUCUCAGUUCUGAAGUCCAACCCCUCCCACCUGAAACAUCUGGACCUGAGAUUCAACUACAAGCUGCAGGCUGCAGAUGUGGAGCAGCUGUCUGGUCUGCUGCAGAGUCCACACUACCAGCUGCAGACUCUCAGGUGGGAGCGCUGCAGUUUGUCAGAGAUCAGAUGUGAUGAUCUGGUCUCAGCUCUGGAGUCCAACCCGUCUGAUCUGGAACAUCUGGACCUGAGUAAGAAGGAGCUGCAGGAUUCAGAUGUGAAGCAGCUGUGUGGUUUCCUGGGUGGUCCAGACUGCAGACUGGAGACUCUGAGGUUGGAGGAAUGCAUGUUGUCAGGGAUCAGCUGUUCUUCUCUGGUCUCAGUUCUGAAGUCCAACCCCUCCCACCUGAAACAUCUGAACCUGAGCAGCAACAUCCUGCAGGAUUCAGGAGUGAAACAUCUGUGUGGUUUCCUGGAGAGUCCAGACUGCAGACUGGAGACUCUGAGGUUGAAGGACUGUGUGUUGUCAGAGAUCAGCUGUUCUUCUCUGGUCUCAGCUCUGAAGUCCAACCCCUCCCACCUGAAACAUCUGGACCUGAGUCAGAACUACAUCCUGCGUGAUUCAGGAGUGAAACAUCUGUGUGGUUUCCUGGAGAGUCCAGACUGCAGACUGGAGACUCUGAGGUUGGAGGGCUGCGUGUUGUCAGAGAUCAGCUGUUCUUCUCUGGUCUCAGCUCCGAAGUCCAACCCCUCCCACCUGAAACAUCUGAAACAUCUGGACCUGAGCUGGAACCAGCUGCAGGAUUCAGGAGUGAAACAUCUGUGUGGUUUCCUGGAGAGUCCAGACUGCAGACUGGAGACUCUGAGCUUGCAGUGCUGCGGUCUGUCAGGGAUCAGCUGUUCUUCUCUGGUCUCAGUUCUGAAGUCCAACCCCUCCCACCUGAAACAUCUGGACCUGAGAUUCAACUACAAGCUGCAGGCUGCAGAUGUGGAGCAGCUGUCUGGUCUGCUGCAGAGUCCACACUACCAGCUGCAGACUCUCAGGUGGGAGCGCUGCAGUUUGUCAGAGAUCAGAUGUGAUGAUCUGGUCUCAGUUCUGGAGUCCAACCCGUCUGAUCUGGAACAUCUGGACCUGAGUGAGAAGAAGCUGCAGGAUUCAGAUGUGAAGCAGCUGUGUGGUUUCCUGGGUGGUCCAGACUGCAGACUGGAGACUCUGAGGUUGGAGGAAUGCAGGAUGUCAGAGAUCAGCUGUUCUUCUCUGGUCUCAGUUCUGAAGUCCAACCCCUCCCACCUGAAACAUCUGAAACAUCUGGACCUGAGUGGCAACUACAACCUGCGUGAUUCAGGAGUGAAACAUCUGUGUGGUUUCCUGGAGAGUCCAGACUGCAGACUGGAGACUCUGAGGUUGGAGGGCUGCGUGUUGUCAGAGAUCAGCUGUUCUUCUCUGGUCUCAGCUCUGAAGUCCAACCCCUCCCUCCUGAAACAUCUGAAACAUCUGGACCUGAGCUGGAACCACCUGCAGGAUUCAGGAGUGAAACAUCUGUGUGGUUUCCUGGAGAGUCCAGACUGCAGACUGGAGACUCUGGGCUUGCAGUGCUGUGAUCUGUCAGGGAUCAGCUGUUCUUCUCUGGUCUCAGCUCUGAAGUCCAACCCCUCCCAUCUGAAACAUCUGGACCUGAGAUUCAACUACAAGCUGCAGGCUGCAGAUGUGGAGCAGCUGUCUGGUCUGCUGCAGAGUCCACACUACCAGCUGCAGACUCUCAGGUGGGAGCGCUGCAGUUUGUCAGAGAUCAGCUGUGAUGAUCUGGUCUCAGUUCUGGAGUCCAACCCGUCUGAUCUGGAACAUCUGGACCUGAGUGGGAACCAGCUGCAGGAUUCAGAUGUGAAGCAGCUGUGUGGUUUCCUGGGUGGUCCAGACUGCAGACUGGAGACUCUGAGGUUGGAGGGAUGCGAUAUGUCAGAGAUCAGCUGUUCUUCUCUGGUCUCAGUUCUGAAGUCCAACCCCUCCCACCUGAAACAUCUGAAACAUCUGGACCUGAGUCUGAACCACCUGCAGGAUUCAGGAGUGAAACAUCUGUGUGGUUUCCUGGAGAGUCCAGACUGCAGACUGGAGACUCUGAGGUUGGAGCGCUGCUUCUUGUCAGGGAUCAGCUGUUCUUCUCUGGUCUCAGCUCUGAAGUCCAACCCCUCCCACCUGAAACAUCUGGACCUGAGUAACAACUACAAGCUGAAGGCUGCAGAUGUGCAGCAGCUGUCUGCUCUGCUGCAGAGUCCACACUACCAGCUGCAGACUCUCAGAACAAAGUGGAACUAAACAGACGACGGUGAAGCAGGUGGACUCUUCCCAGAGGAGACGUCCUCCUAUAAUCUCUCAACACCAGCAAAGGUUGGUGAAGCUUGUGUCUCCACCGACCUCCACCUCUCCCCUCGUCAAAAACCCUCGUCUAAAAAAAAAAGAGGGUGCAUAUUGAUGUAAUGCAGCGGUUUCAAACUGUGGGGUGCAUCCCCCUAGUGGGGCGUGGAGGUACUGCAGGGGGGUGCAUCCCCCUAGUGGGGCGUGGAGGUACUGCAGGGGGGUGCGGCCCCCUAGUGGGGCGUGGAGGUACUGCAGGGGGUGUGUGCCCCCCUAGUGGGGCGUGGAGGUACUGCAGGGUGGGUGCGCCCCCCUAGUGGGGCGUGGAGGUACUGCAGGGGGGGUGCCCCCCCUAGUGGGGCGUGGAGGUACUGCAGGGGGGUGCGGCCCCCUAGUGGGGCGUGGAGGUACUGCAGGGGGGAGGAAGACGGAGCGGAGCUGGAAACCAGACGGCUGCAUUGGGAUCGGGACCUGCCGGGUCAAUGCAGGAUUGGGAUGGAGUCUAGCAACAAGUGGAGAUCAAUGACGGGGAAAAAAAACCUCAAAGAAGAUCUUUACAAAACAAAGGAGAGGAAAGUCAGAUAUUUGGAGAAUAUCAAGAGACAACAGCUGGUUUGAGAAGAUCUCUAAGGGAAACAAGCACACACAAGUCACUGAUAGAGUGUGGAAUAGGAAUGUGAUUAUUUACAACCUGCAGUACAAAUAGGAGUUCAUGUCUAUUAAUAUAUGUUCAUAAAAUUAAUACUCAGGGAAGAAGGCCUAGUUUCAAUUACUACUUAUUAUUGUUAGUAUCAUAAUUGUUGGUUGGUAUUUGUAUUGAAAAGUGCUUUACAAAUAAAGUUAUAUUAUUAUUAUUAUUAUUAUUUUAUUAUUCUAAUUAUUUCAGUGUCACCGAAUCAUUUACCAAUACAAGCACUUUUGUUCAUGUUCAAUUAAUAAUACAAUAUAAAAUGAUAGUUGGGUUUUGUAUCUUAUUAUUAGUAGAGUAAUGUUUGUACAAUUAUAUACAAUUAAUUCUACCAAUCUAGGUGGGAAUCGUUAGGUGGGGGCUCUAAAAUAUUUCUAAUUCCCCAAGGGGGGCCUGACUGAAAACAUUUGAAAACCACUGAUGUAAAGUCAUUUAAUUCACUAUUGUCUGACCCUUUGAAAUCAAUAAAUAUACUUGUAAAAAACACCCUGGUCUGCUCCCACCGCACCUUCCUGCUCUCAGACUAACAUUCCUUCUGUCCCUGCUCCUAAAUCUGCUGAAAGCAGCAGUGAAGAGACACAACAGCGUGAAGAAGAAGUCUCCAACCUGGGAGAAGGAUGUGAGCCUUUUAUCAGAAUGAAGGCGAUCCCAGCGAGCAACGCUCCGCCUUCCUCUGGUCCUCUAAAACUCUCCACCACAGGUUCCUGUGAGAGGAAGGAAAAGUCCUGCAGCAGGUCCCGUUCAAGCAGCUUUCCCUCGCCCACUCAUCAACCUUCUGCAGAAAGCAGAGCCCUAAAAAGAUGUGGAAGUUUCCCUGCCGGGAACCUGAGCAGCAGCUUUGAGGAGUUCCCACCUGCCUGCACUGACUGUGUUUCCAGCAUCAAUAACCUUUUAAAACCUGAAUAUCAGCAAUAACCCGGUUACACGGCCAUGUAAACACCAAUAACUCCUUUGAAUAACCAGAAUAUGCUCAUAUUCUGGUUUUUAAAAACCCCAAUAUGAGCCCUGGGUUACUCCUUUUAAAACUGAAUAUUGGGUCAUGUAAACGUAACGGAAUAUCCCCAUCAAACGGAACAGGAAUCUGUUUUCUGCUCAUGCUCUGUUCACAAGGAAUCCUGGUCUUUUGAGUCCAGGAAGUUCUUCUAAACACGGAGAAACCAAGACCAGGAGGAGACUAAUCACUUCAUAAAUGGAAUGAAGGAUAUGAACAUUUCUGCAUUUGUAGACGGUAGAAAGUACCGGGAUAGAAGAUUUACUAAAAGUUGCUGAAGCAGCAUUUGUUUUGGAUUUGGAUCCAGGAAGAAGAAGCAGAAAUGACGGGAAUUGUGUCAUCACGUUCUCCGUGCGUCGCUGGUUUGAUCCAGAUAAAUGAUUAAUCACCAUGUAAACGGAAUAUUCCCAAUGUUUCAGGAACCGGAAUAUUAGCAAUAACCUGAAUUUGGACUGAUGUAAACGUAGUCCAUGAUGUCGUCCAGUUCAUCAGGACUCAGAAGGAAACACAAACUCAUGUUGUCAUCCACGUUGGGAAGAGAAACAAAAAUGAUAAUAAUAAUAAAAGUUUAAAUAAAUAUAUAUAUAUAGUGACAUAACAAAAAAGUAGUAGUAGUGCAAUGAAUGUAAACUUAAAUAAGAAAAUAAAAUGAAAAGGAAAUGGGUUAUCUAGAGAUUAAUAAUUAGUUCUUAGAUCAAUGAUUAGCAAUUCCAGUAAUAGUCACAAGUUAAACUAGUAAAUACUUGAGAGGGAAUGUUGUCAUAUAUCACCCCAGAGUUAUAUACCAAUGUAUUAGUAAUUAUUCUGUUACUAUUCUUAGGGAUAGAAAAACAAAGACAUCAGCUCAGUCCUUUGGAAAUACUCUCACAUUUUCUAAGUAAGUAAUAAAUGGUUUCCAGCUGGAGAAGAACUUUCUAAUGAACCCCUAAUUGUAAACUUUAUUUUUUCCAAUUUGAAGAAAUCCAUAAUAUCAAUUGCUGCCCUUUUGAACUGUAUUUUAGACAUGAAGUGAUGGAUGGCAGCAAACUUCCUACAGCUCAACCAGGACAAACGGAGGUUUUACUCAUCGGUCCUGAAGGCCAGAGAGAGAAACUUUUACCAAAGUUACAGGAUUUAAACCCUCAAAAUCACUUACAAAUCUGGGCCUGAUUUUUGACUCUGAGCUCACUUUUAUUCCACAUAUCAAAAACAGAACAAAGAUGGGAGAAUUAACUUCUUUGUAAUAUUUCUUCUGUUGAUUGGGAACAAAUGUGUAAAAACAUUUAUGAAACAACUAAUUCAAAUUAUUGGAAGGAGUUUGCGUGGAAGAUUUUAAUUAGAUAUUUUAGGACACCCCAAAUUUAAAGUAAGUACAAAUGUGAUCUAAAUUCAAAUUGUUGUAGAAAAUGCAGGAGCAGAUAAAACACCACAGUCGUGUAUUCUGGUCGUGUUUAGUUAGAAGUGAAUUUAGUGAAAACUCUGUCAGAGAAUUGGAGAAUAUUUUUUGUGUUUCUUUUGAUAAAAAUCCACUGGUGUUAUUACUUGGAAAAACACCAGAAGAAAUGAAGAGGAAAGAACCUCACAUGUUUUUAGUUUUAAGAGCAGCAUUAAUGAAACAAAUGACAAGAAAUUGGUUAAAGGAUGAUCAUUUAAUUAAUUCUAAAUGGAAGGAUCUUGUAAAUGACAAAUAUGGAAUGGAAAAAAUAACAAUGAGACGUAGAAAUCCAGUUUAUAUUUUUGAAUAAAAAUGGAAUAGAUGUAUUUAUUUAUUUAUUUCAGAUCCCCAUUAGUUGCUGCCUCAGCAGCCACUAUUCUUCCUGGGGUCCAACAGUACAAAUAUACAUUUCUAUAAAACUUUUACAGUACAAUAU
Cololabis saira (Pacific saury) is the source of this 8798-nucleotide messenger RNA. Its product is annotated as NACHT, LRR and PYD domains-containing protein 14-like. The record is from RefSeq and is a predicted model, not a curated record. Lineage: Eukaryota; Metazoa; Chordata; Actinopteri; Beloniformes; Belonidae. Gene Ontology annotation, molecular function: protein binding. Bases 416 to 5230 code for a protein of 1604 amino acids. The transcript has 21 exons.